Molecule: messenger RNA, 592 nt
Organism: Scaptodrosophila lebanonensis
Lineage: Eukaryota; Metazoa; Arthropoda; Insecta; Diptera; Drosophilidae
Gene: ND-B22
Product: NADH dehydrogenase [ubiquinone] 1 beta subcomplex subunit 9
Exons: 3
Coding region: 63-497 (144 amino acids)
Biological process (GO): mitochondrial electron transport, NADH to ubiquinone
Source: RefSeq, a predicted model, not a curated record
UGCACAGUAAUUGUUGUCAUAGUAGGAAAAGUUAGGUAUUAAAGAUAUUUCGUAGCAAAAUCAUGGCACAAGUGCCCAUUGCAAUCGCCUCACACAAGCGACAGGUGUGCAGCUUGUACAAACGUGCCUUACGCAAUCUAGAAGCUUGGUACGAUCGCCGACAUGUGUACCGUUAUCGUGCUGUGCAGAUGCGCGCCCGUUUCGAUGAGAAUCGCAACAAGGAUUUAGCUGAAGGCAUUAGACUGCUGGCCUGCGGUCAACAGGAACUGUUCCAAACAAAGCAUUUCCAGCCGCGCACUUUUGCCAACAGUGCUGGAGGCUGCGCCUUUGAGCGUGAGGUUAUACCACCCGACUGGCUGCUAGACUAUUGGCAUCCAUUGGAGAAAGCCCAAUAUCCCGAGUACUUUGCAAAGCGUGAGCAACGCAAGAAGGAAUUUGUUGUUUGGUGGGAGAAACAGUAUGGCAAGCCAGACCCUAAGGACUUGGGACACCAUUAAAUCAAACGAAAUAACUUUAUUAAUUUAGUUCACCACAAUUGGAAUUUCCACGUGUGUUCCAAAGUAAAAUAAACAAUGAAAUCGAUUUUUCUCUA